This is a messenger RNA of Cantharellus anzutake, 1428 nucleotides long. RefSeq names its product branched-chain alpha-ketoacid dehydrogenase. The record is from RefSeq and is a predicted model, not a curated record. NCBI's taxonomy places the organism in Eukaryota, Fungi, Basidiomycota, Agaricomycetes, Cantharellales, Hydnaceae. Bases 1 to 1428 code for a protein of 475 amino acids. Gene Ontology annotation, molecular function: pyruvate dehydrogenase (acetyl-transferring) kinase activity. Gene Ontology annotation, cellular component: mitochondrion. Gene Ontology annotation, biological process: protein phosphorylation; regulation of glucose metabolic process. The transcript has 13 exons.
AUGCGAAGUCACCACACCCUGAAGCUGUUGCAGAGGCCUAAAAGCCCGCUGGCGUGUGUGCACUGGAUUGGAGAGAGAGCGUCACAUUCCACAUCAAGUUGGGAAGUCAACCCGCCCUCGGAUCCCGGUUUACAGUUCUACCGGAAUCGUCAGCUGGAGUUGUUCGCAGGGAGAGAGACUAAGCGGCUUUCUCUUCGACAGUUGGUAUUCUUUGGACGAGCCAUGGAUCCCGAGCGCCUCCUCAAAAGCGCAAACUAUGUCCGACAGGAACUGCCUGUCCGUCUCGCUCACCGCAUUCGUGACAUGCAAGCCUUGCCAUUUGUAGUAGUGACCCAAGAUUCUGUCGCUCAAGUCUACGAGCUGUACUGGGACGCGUUUGAGAGGUUCCGUCGAUUCCCGCCAGUCAAUGACCUGAGCCAAAAUGAAAAGUUUUGCGCUCUGUUGAGGACACUGUUGGAUGCUCACGCUGGCGUGAUACCCCGCCUCUCUCUAGGAUUAUCUCUUUCAUCGCAUCAUCUCUCUCCAGAUCACCUCGAUUCCUUCAUGAGAAGAAUGCUCGUUUCGCGCAUAUCACGGCGAGUUCUCGCGGAGCACCACAUUGCUCUUACCGAGUCCCUGGAGGGAAGUACAAGUGAAAAUUCAAGGAUGGGAAGCCCGCCUGGCGAUCACGUAGGAAUAAUCUAUACCAACCUUAGUGUGCGGAAUAGCAUCGACCACUGUGUGUCACUGCUCAGAAAUGUGCAUGAGGCAGAAGUGGCGAAUGUAGACAACGUCAUUGACUUCCCAGACGUGAUCGUUGACGGACACAUCGAUGCACGGUUCUCUUACAUAAAGGAACAUUUGGACUAUGUCAUCUUUGAACUUCUGAACAAUGCCAUUCGGGCAACGCGCACCUUCAAGUAUCCCUCCGACCGGGAAUCACGACAACGCAACGUCCGCGUAACAAUAGUAGCAUCAACUGAUGACAUCAGCCUAAGAAUUUCGGAUAAUGGUGGUGGCCUCUCAACGCCGGACCCAACAAGUCUAUAUUCAUUCUCUCACUUGCGUAAUGCUGCACGCCUUGAAAGCGAGCGACUCGGCGCUUUGAGAGAUGCCGUGGAUGCUAGUUCGCAUCUGAAGAGAGGCAUAGUGGGGACAAUUGGGGAACAACUGAAGCGGUUACUCCCAGUAGAUAAGGCGGCUCAGAUUCUAGCUCAGCACGGAGGAUUAGGCGCGGCGGGGCUCGGAACUGGUGCCACCGAAGCAAAGCGCCUGGAAUCCAGUCACGAUCGGGGGCGUGAGCGGAUAGGGCUUGGCUUGCCAAUGAGCAACAUAUAUGCAACUUAUUUUGGGGGGUCAUUGUCGCUUACAUCACUAGAUGGAUGGGGUACAGAUGUGUACCUUCGACUACCAAAACUUGGCACCAAUCUUGAAGGGGUAGAGGUGUGA